This is a messenger RNA of Pseudophryne corroboree (corroboree frog), 3468 nucleotides long. RefSeq names its product proprotein convertase subtilisin/kexin type 5-like. The transcript is spliced from 21 exons. Gene Ontology annotation, molecular function: serine-type endopeptidase activity. Gene Ontology annotation, biological process: peptide hormone processing. Bases 454 to 3189 code for a protein of 911 amino acids. NCBI's taxonomy places the organism in Eukaryota, Metazoa, Chordata, Amphibia, Anura, Myobatrachidae. Gene Ontology annotation, cellular component: Golgi membrane; trans-Golgi network. The record is from RefSeq and is a predicted model, not a curated record.
GGAGGAGAGCAGAAGGGGGGUAGUCAUUUAUGCAGAGAGGGAGAGGGAGAGAGAUCUGCCUUUUUCACUCACACUCCACAUUCAUAUACUAAGAUAGACUGUAAGGGGAAAACACAGAGAGGUAAAAGGACCGUGUGAAUUGUCAGCACUUUCACCCUGUCAUAGUGUAUCCCAAACAAGACCCAGGACUGAAGAGGAGGAUCAGAAGGAAGAAGGACAUCCAGAUUAGCACUUGGCAGCAGGAGACUAGAGUCAAAGUGCAGGGUAAUCCUAAGUGAGAUCACAGAAAGGGGGGUCAUAGAAGUCCCUUAUCCAGCUCCUGGGAAGAUUGUUAGUGUCUGCUUGGCUUCUGUUGAAUGUACACAGUUGUGGAGCGUGUCCUCACCUGUCUGAGUUUGUUCUCCCCUCUUCGAGGAGCAGGGGACCUUGUUUCAAGGGACAGCAGAGCAUAUCAUGGCUUUUAAGUUGCUGUCUGCUGGGUCUCUGCUCUUCGUCCUGACUGUGCUGCUGGGAAUCCUUUUACCUACAUGCAGGGCACGCAUAUACACCAACCACUGGGCUGUGAGGAUAUCAGGGGGAGCCCAAGAAGCGGACAGGAUAGCUAGAAAAUACGGCUACAUCAACAUGGGAAAGAUUGGGGCACUGCAGGAUUACUACCACUUUUACCACAGUAAAACGAUCAAGAGGUCGGUCUUGUCAAGCCAAGGAACGCACAACUUCAUCUCAAUGGAACCAAAGGUGGAGUGGAUAGAACAGCAGGUGGUUAAAAAAAGGACGAAGAGGGAUUAUAAAGUUACUAAUAUGCAUUCUGCCUAUUUCAAUGAUCCCAAGUGGCCAAGCAUGUGGUAUAUUCACUGCAGUGACAAUGCCCAUCACUGUCAGUCAGACAUGAACGUCGUAGGCGCUUGGAAAAGAGGAUACACUGGAAAAAAUGUGGUAGUUACUAUUCUAGAUGACGGGAUUGAAAGAAAUCACCCUGACUUGAUGCAAAAUUAUGAUCCUCUGGCCAGUACUGAUAUCAAUGGCAAUGACUAUGAUCCUAUGCCUAGAUAUGAUGCAAGCAAUGAGAACAAGCAUGGAACGCGCUGUGCAGGGGAAGUAGCGGCGACGGCAAAUAAUUCCCACUGUACAGUAGGAAUAGCUUUUAAUGCCAGGAUUGGAGGAGUGCGCAUGUUGGAUGGAGAUGUAACAGACAUGGUGGAAGCCAAAUCUCUCAGUCUGAACCCACAACAUGUACAUAUCUACAGUGCAAGCUGGGGUCCAGAUGAUGAUGGCAAAACAGUGGAUGGUCCAGCAUCUCUUGCCCGUGACGCCUUUGAAAAUGGCAUUAGAACUGGAAGAAGAGGAUAUGGUUCAAUCUUUGUCUGGGCAUCUGGUAAUGGUGGCAGAAGCCGAGAUCACUGCUCAUGUGAUGGCUAUACCAAUAGUAUCUACACAAUCUCAAUUAGUAGUACAACAGAAAGUGGCAAGAAACCAUGGUAUCUGGAAGAAUGUGCCUCAACCUUGGCAACGACAUACAGCAGCGGAGAGUCAUACGACAGAAAAGUGAUUACCACAGAUCUCCGGCAGCGUUGUACAGACAGUCACACUGGAACCUCAGCAUCAGCUCCAAUGGCCGCGGGAAUCAUAGCUCUUGCACUAGAAGCAAACCCAUUCUUAACCUGGAGAGAUGUACAGCAUAUCAUUGUUAGGACGUCUCGCCAAAGACACUUAAAUGCGCCAGAUUGGAAGACUAAUGCUGCAGGCCACAAAGUAAGCCACCUGUAUGGCUUUGGCCUGAUGGAUGCUGAAGCCAUGGUAGUUGAAGCAGAGAAAUGGACGACAGUCCCUGCACAGCACAUUUGCGUGGAGAACACUGACCGGCAGAUCAAGACAAUUCGCCCAGACAAUGUGGUUCGUUCAGCGUACAAAGCCACAGGCUGUGCUGACAACUCCAAUCACCAUGUUAUUUACUUGGAGCAUGUGGUUGUACGGAUCACAAUUACACACCCACGCAGAGGAGACCUGGCUGUCUAUCUGACUUCUCCUUCAGGCACCAGAUCACAGCUACUGGCUAACAGAUUGUUUGACCAUUCCAUGGAAGGAUUUAAGAAUUGGGAGUUUAUGACUACACACUGUUGGGGAGAAAAAGCCUCAGGAGACUGGAUACUGGAAAUUUAUGAUACACCAUCCCAACUGAGGAACUUCAAGACUCCAGGAAAAUUAAAGGAGUGGUCUUUAGUAUUGUAUGGCACGUCUAUUCAGCCAUACUCCCCAAGGAAUGAUGUUCCUAAAGUAGAAAGGGUUCGUUCUAGCCCUGUGGAGGAGCCAUCAGAAGAAUACAAUAUUGAUGACUACUCAGGUCCGUGUAAUGCAGAAUGCAGUGAUAUAGGCUGUGACGGACCUGGACCCCAUCACUGCAAUGACUGUCUACAUUUUUAUUAUAAAGCUAAAAACAACACACGGAUUUGUGUGUCAGAAUGUCCCCCAGGAUACUACUUUGCAGACAAGAAGAGAUGUAAAAAAUGUUACUCAACAUGUGAAAUGUGUGUAGGAAGUCGCAGUGACCAAUGCACGGCUUGUAAACCUGGGUACUACUUAAAUGAAGAGACCAACAGCUGUAUCGCAAAUUGCCCAGAUGGCUUCUACUUGAAUGAGAAUAAGAACCUUUGUCGAAAAUGUCACGAGAACUGCAAGACGUGCUCUUCUGCUGACAACUGUACAGAAUGCAGACAUGGCCUGAGUUUGCAGGGAUCUCGGUGUGCCAUCAAUUGUGAAGAUGGGAAACAUUACAGUCCGGGGAAGAAAGAAUGUGAGCCCUGUCACAGGUCAUGUGCCACUUGCUCCGGGCCAGGAAUAGACAACUGUUUAAACUGUGCAAAAGAAAUGUUAUUUGAAGAAGGUCGUUGUGUCCUAUCGUGUGACUCUGAAUAUUAUUUGGCGCCACCCAAGGCCAAUGGUUACAAAGCCUGCAAACGGUGUGAUGGCAGCUGUGUCACAUGCUCCGGCCCAGGAGAGAGGGACUGUACAAGCUGUCCAGAUGGCUAUUUGCUAGAUGGCAACACCUGUUUGGUGGGGGCAGUCUGUAAAGAUGCAACGGAAGAAGCGUGGGCUGAGGGUGGCUUCUGUAUGCUAGUGAAAAAGAACAAUCUGUGCAUAAGGAAAGUACUUCAGCAACUCUGCUGCAGAACAUGUACACUCAAGGGGUGAUUUAAGUGCUGCAGAGGCAUCCACUUAUUAGACUUCUAGAUUUUUCAUAUUAAUAAUAAAAAGCCACCUCUUUUCCUCACUCUCUUUUGCCCUCACCCCCCUCCGGUGGGGGGAAAUAGUGAACUGUUUUUUUGGAACUUCAAAGAAACAAACUACAACAAACCUACCUUGUAUUACUGGGUGUUUACUUACAAGCACCCGGAUCCACAGUCAGUAUUCUGUGACCAAAGCAUUGAUGCCAAAAUAAAGAGUCAGCUAAUGAUGUGAUAUCAGCUUAAA